CACCGCGCCUCGCGCUCUCCCCUCUCCGAACAAUGCUGUCCCUCUCCGCGGCUCCCCUGUCCUUCUCCGGCGCGCCGGUGCUGCGGCCGACCCGCAUGGGGCCCAGCCCGACCAUGGCGGUCGAGGACCUGGUUGGCGGCAUCAACGACCCGAUCUUCGGUGGCACACCCGAGGGCAAGGUGUGGGACCCGCUUGGCCUUGGCGCGGAUGAGGCGUCGCUGUACCGCCGCCGCUGCGUCGAGAUCAAGCACGGCCGCGUGUGCAUGGUCGCCUUCCUUGGCAUGACUGUUGGGCCCAACGAGCUCUUCCAGCCUACGCACCAGCUGCUGUCCCCGUCGCUCGGCCUCCACUUCGACGACAUCCCGGGCGGCAUCGCCGCGAUUGACUCGGUUCCGGCUGCGGGCUGGCUCCAAAUCAUUGCGCUCGUCGGCGUGCACGAGCUCACGAUUGCCAAGCAAGACUACACCAAGGAGCCCGGCGAGAUCCCAACCUUCCUCGGCUUCAAGUCGGAGGACCCGGAGGUGUUUCGCAACAAGCAGCUGAAGGAGCUCAAGAACGGCCGCCUCGCGAUGAUCGCCGUGCUCGGCGAGCUCAUGGCGCAGAAGGUGUCCGGCAUGGGCACCUACGAGCAGCUCGGCCUUAUCGUCAAGGACGGCGCCGCCCUCGCGGGCGUUGAGCUGCCUUUCUAGAGCUGUACGUGUUCUCUCUCUCGCUGCUGCGCCAAAUCUAGCAUGGUCUCUGAUCGAGUGGUCUGCCCCCGCCUGCCCCCAGCGCGGCGCAGCGCGCGCCGAGCUUCGUGUAAGCCCCUGUCCCUCUAUCUUCUUUCGUGAAAACAAUUAAGGGAUGGG
Emiliania huxleyi CCMP1516 is the source of this 848-nucleotide messenger RNA. RefSeq lists its product as hypothetical. Gene Ontology annotation, biological process: photosynthesis, light harvesting in photosystem I; response to light stimulus. Lineage: Eukaryota; Haptophyta; Isochrysidales; Noelaerhabdaceae. Bases 33 to 689 code for a protein of 218 amino acids. The transcript is spliced from 4 exons. Gene Ontology annotation, cellular component: membrane. The record is from RefSeq and is a predicted model, not a curated record.